UCUCUGGUAUCAUCACCUGUAAUAUUUCAAUCAAUCGCUUUAAGGUAAACCAGGCUACAUCAUAAUACACAGAUGAAUUAAACCCUGAAAUCUAUGGGUCAUCCCUUACCUGAUGACUAACCUCCAUCAUAAACAAAAACAUCUAAGUUUCUAGUCUGCCCCCCAUACAAACAUGCUGUGAUUCAUGGGAUGCAUCAAGUACAUGUCUCUUAUCCGACGUUGCCUUGACAUGCAGUACGUAAGCAAAUCUGACAAGGAAGCAGAGGAUGAGAAUAGAGUGAAAGAGCGAGUAAAAGGAAGAGGCUGCAAGGCUUUUAUUGUGUAAGACUGGGGUAAGCAGAGUCCCGCCACCAGCCCGACAGGCCACACUGAACUGGUUUCCAUGACAACAGAAUUCUAAUGACUACACCCCUGGCUUUUGCUUUGAUGGAGAACGAUGCUACUGGAUCUCGACGUUUCCACACUUCGUCACACCUUUUCCCUUUCACAAUAAAUGUCAGACUCUUGUCAGGGCCCGAAAUACAUCAACAACUUCACUGCGAUUUAGCUAGACAGACUAUCUCUUAAAUCAUUAUCUUUUGGUCCUGUCCUCCCCCAUCCCCCAUCCCCCAUCCCUCCAUCCAACCUGCUCAUGCUCUCCCUCUGUGAUCCACCCAUGUGACCAUAGCCAGCUGUUCAUUGGCUGGCACCACGAAGGCAUCUGCCCAAUCGGUGCAGAUCACUCAUAUAAACAAGCAAAGCAGCAUUCUAAGGAUUCAGAACUGAGUCUUUCUUUCAGUGAGGAGUCAAUGGGAAAUACUACAUUGGGUUCUACUACUUUGUUUCUCCCCUUUCUCAUACCCACACACAGACGGGAUCUUCUCCUUUUGAGAGAACUAUCCUUGCUGUAGGACCAUCUGCUGUCGCCUGCAUCACUUCUUUCGCCCCAUUUCCACUGUGACCAGAUUACAGUGUUUAUGGUUCAUUCCUUUUCGAUAUACACAUGCAAAUUUCAGCACUGACACAUGGACACGGUGUGACAUGUGGAGAAAAAACAGAAGUGGUACACCACCCAAAGUGUCACGCUGCGGUUUAACACGGUGGACAGUGGCAGGCCACACAGGCCCUUGCUGAAGUCAGAGAUGUUAAGCCAGGACGACCCCAAAUCACGGCCAAUGCUAGAACUACGAGAGAAACUCCAGCCAGAGGUGACCGAACUGAUUAAACGGCAGAGGUUGAACCGCCUGUGUGAAGGGACUUGCUUUAGGAAGAUCAGUGCUCGUCGCAGACAAGACAAGUUCUGGUACUGCCGUCUAUCACCAAACCACAAAGUGUUACACUAUGGAGACAUAGAGGAGUUCUCACAAGGACAAAUAUCACAUGACUCUCUCCAGGAGAAAGUGACAGUAGCAGAUAUCAAAGCAGUGAUAACAGGUAAAGACUGCCCACACAUGAGGGAGAAAGGAGCACUUAAGAAUAAGGAGCUGCUGGAGCUGGCUUUUUCCAUUCUCCAUAACUCUGAUGAAUAUCUGAACUUCAUUGCUCCAGACAAGCAUGAGUACUGCAUUUGGACUGAUGGCUUGAAUGCUCUUUUGGGAAAAGAGAUGACAAGUGAGCUUACAAAAUCAGAUAUGGACACUCUGGUUACUAUGGAGCUGAAACUUCGCCUCUUGGACCUUGAAAACAUUCAGAUUCCUGAUGUUCCUCCUCCUGUUCCCAAAGAGCCCAGCACUUACGACUUUGUUUACGACUUUACCCAGCAGCACACUUGAGACUGGAAUAAAGUCCUUACUCAAGCUGGUAAUUAGCUGUAAGGAAGGAGUGCUCACAUUUUUGCUAUCCCCGUUUCCUCUCUUUCCCAUUAUAUGGCGAAAAUCAUGUUCAGAUCAUACGUUUUCCUCUAGAUUGUGACUAUGAUGUGAUGCUUUAGUUUUCUAUUUCCUUUAAAUGCCUUUCAUGACUUCUGAAAAGAGAAACUCAGUAACAUUUCUUGUUUUAAUGAACACUCAACUUGGCAUCAGUCACAACAUGUAUGUGCAAGUAUGGAGUCGAGAAUGGAUUUGUUUCACAAUCAUAUUAAAAUUCGGAAGCUACAUUAAGUCAUGAACACAUACAAAUCACUCAAGACAGUUACAUUAUUGUGCUAGUCAUUAGACUUAAGAAUGAUUCCAGAGUCAACUAAAUCACACUGAACACACACAGCCACGCAUUAAGCUAGAAUCAUAGAAGCAGGUGUUUUGAAAACAGAUUAUUUUACCCUUUAAGAUAUAAAAGGUCUUUGAUUAACUAAGUUGGACACAUUUUCUCUUCCAAAACAUGUGACGUGCUUUCCUGUUACCCAAUAUACAUUUUGCAUUAAAAUAAAUUGAGCUGUUUAAUCAUUA
Molecule: messenger RNA, 2363 nt
Organism: Megalobrama amblycephala (Wuchang bream)
Lineage: Eukaryota; Metazoa; Chordata; Actinopteri; Cypriniformes; Xenocyprididae
Product: engulfment and cell motility protein 1
Exons: 7
Coding region: 1122-1751 (209 amino acids)
Source: RefSeq, a predicted model, not a curated record